CAGACGCACAGCACACAAACCACACGGCUUAAAUUUGUUUUCUACAGACUGUUAGAUAAUAUUUUUGUUCAAUGGCUACAGUAGUGGCGCAGUCACAUUAUGUAUUCGGAUUGCGGACAGGCGUGAGGAAUAAUUUAUUGUAUUUUGAUGAGCAAACCGUCAUAUUUCCGUGUGGAAACAACUGCGUGCGCUAUAACGUCAAUCAGAAAUGCCAAAAGUUCAUUCCAGGUACUGAGAGAAGUCAGGGCAUGCAGGCCUUGGCCAUCAGCACAAACAGGCGUUAUCUGGCCGUGUCUGAAUGUGUAGAGAAAGCCACCAUCACUGUGUUUGAUCUCCAGCACGAGCAGAGCAGGAAGAGGAAAGCGCUGACUGGAGGAGAGAUCCCGGUGGACCAGUUUGUCUGCAUGGCCUUUUCCCCUGACUCCAAGUAUCUGAUCGGGCAGGCAGGCGGGCCAGACUGGACUCUCUUUCUCUGGAUGUGGGAAAAGAAGAAGGUGAUGGCCACUGUGAAGACAAGCUAUGAUGGCCCCAUAAACCAGAUCAGCUUCAACCCUGAGGACAACACACAGAUCUGUGUGAGUGGCAACGGCGUGUUCAAGAUCUUUCGCUAUGCUGGAGAAACACUGAAACAGUCCAGCACAUUUAAAACAGACACGCAUCACUUCCUGUGCCACACCUGGAUGUCCACGGAGCAGGUGAUUGCUGGCACAGACGCAGGUCAGCUGAUGAUGUUUGAGUCCGGCCGUCUGCGCUGGGAGAUUAAUGUGACGCCCGUGCAGGAGCUUUACAGUCAGUCAGAAAAGCAGGACACUAGCGAGACCUUCUCCUCACUGCCGCGGGUGACAGCCAUUGUAGGUUAUUCUAACGGCUUCGCUUGCUCCACUGGUCCUGGCACUGUGUGUUUGUUUGAGAAAAGAGAGGAGGAAGACCAGUACAAGAAGACCAGAGAAAUAAAGAUUCCUCCAGAACUGUUCAGCAAUGAUCCCAGUUCUGCAGAGCAGCAGGAAAUCAGCACUUUGUGCAUCAGUCCGUCAGAAGAGACCCUGGCCGCCAGCACAGACCGCGGCCAACUCUACAGCAUCAGCCUCUCUCUAGCCGAGCUGAACAAGGGUGUUUUUGCUCAGUUUGAGCACCUGUCUCUGUCCCACUCCAGCGUUAUCACAGGUUUAUCCACCUGCAUCCGUAAGCCGCUCAUCGCCACCUGUUCCCUGGACCGCUCGGUGCGCAUCUGGAACUUUGAGACCAAUGUUUUAGAGAUGUAUAAGGAGUUCCAGGAGGAAGCCUACAGCGUGGCUCUUCACCCGACUGGACUCUACAUCCUGGUGGGAUUCUCAGACAAACUCCGUCUCAUGACUCUGCUCAUCGAUGACAUCAGGACUUUCAAGGAGUUCACUGUACGCAGUUGCCGUGAGUGUGCGUUCAGCCACGGGGGCCACUUGUUUGCUGCUGUCAAUGGAAACGUGGUCAACAUCUACUCCACUACCACAUUUGAGGACGUCCUGAAUCUGAAGGGACACAACGAAAAAGUGCGGUCGAUAGCGUUCAGCGCGGACGACAGCCGCCUUGUGUCGUGUGGCAUGGACGGGGCUGUGUAUGAGUGGAAUACUCUCACCGGUGCGCGAGAGUCUGAGAGCGUCCUCAAGACGUGCAGCUACACAGGAGUGACCAUCUCCCCCGACGCGAAGACGUUCUUCGCCGUCGGGACAGAUUGCUCUCUGAAAGAAAUCCACGACUGUCAGAUCCUUAAGGAAGUGCGUACAGGUGAUGUGGUUUGCACCACUGUUGCCAUGUCCCAUUCAGGACGAGUUCUAUUCAUAGGUACUUCCACUGGGACGGUGAGGGCAAUCAAAUACCCUCUACCCAACCAGAAUGACUGGAUAGAGUACCAGGCCCAUGCUGGCUCCGUCACUAAGAUGGUUAUCACUUUUGACGACCAGUUCCUCAUAACUGUCUCAGAAGACAGCUGUAUUUUUAUCUGGAAAAUCAUCGACAAAGAAGGACAAGGGUUGAAAAGAGAGAAGGAAUUAAUAUAUGCAGAAGAGAUUCUCAUCACCAAAACAGACCUUGAGGAGAAGAAUAAAAUAAUGCUGGACCUGAACUCAAGAGUGAGGGAGCUCCAGGAGAAGAACAAGUACCAGCUCAGCCUCAGGGACAUUGAAUACAAAGAGAAGAUCAAUGAACUCAUGGAAAAAUGUGUCCAACAGAUCAAUUCACUUAAUGCUGAGAAAGAGGUCCUGAAAGCAGAGAAAGGGAAACAGCAAGCAGCCCAUGUUAAAGCUCUCUCCGAAGUGUUGGAAAAACAUAGUAAAGAGCAACAGGACGUGGAGUCAAGCAAUAAUCAGAAGCUCAUGCUGGAAUAUGAGAAAUACCAGGAGCUACAAUUGAAGCUUCAUAAAGUUCAGCAGGAAUAUGAGCAGCAGCUGCACAGCGUGGAGGAGAGCAAGACCCGAGCCCUGGAGGAAAUGAUGCGAUCUUAUGAGGCCAAGCUGGAGGAGAAAAUGAUGCUGGUUACCCAGUAUCAGGACGAAUCCCAGCAGAAGGUUCGGGAAUUUGAUGAAUACAUAAAGCAGGAGGAAGAGGACACAGAUACGGAAAUCCAUGAGAUCCGCAUGAAAUACGAGCAAUAUCUUAAAGAAGAAAAAAAGGCUAACACAAAGCUCAAAGUGGAGCUAGAUACCACAACAAAGCAGUUUCAUGUGCUACAGAGAGAAAUUGAAAACAGGAACAUGGAGAUCGAGAAGCUGAAGCAGGACGCGCAGAAGCUGCAGUCUGUGAUCAAAGCACUCGAGAACGACAUCAGUGGGCUGAAGACUGCAAUUCAGAAGAGAGAUGGGAUCAUACAGGACAAGGAAAAGAGCAUCUACGAGCUGAAAAAGAAGAAUGACACACUUAACAAAACAAUUGACGUGAUGGAGUUCAGGGCUGAAUAUAUGGAAGAGCAGAUUGAGCCAAAGGAGAAAGAAAUCCAGGAGCUGAAGGAGCAGAUGCUGGAGAUGGAGGGAGAGUUGAAGGAGUUUCAUAAGACGAACACACAGCUGGAGCUGAAAAUUGCCGAACUGAGUUUAAAAUUGAAAACCAAAGACAAAGAAAUGCACAAAGAAAUGAGGAAGGUGCAGGACAUUGGGGUUCUGUUACAGAGAUUUAAAGCUGACCUUCACACGUGUGUGGAAUUCAUUCAGGACCCCAAAAGAUUGAAGGACCACAUUCGAGAGCUCUAUAAAUGCUACGUUCAGCCAUCAGAUGUGGUAGAGAAAGUGGCGGUGGAUACAGAUACACUGAAGGAAAACCACAGACAGAGGGAGCACUACGAGAAGAUUAUCACGACACUGAAGAACCAGCUCACCAGGGACACAAACGUCUUCCAGGCCAACAAUACAAAGCUCAUGAAGGACAACGUCACUCUUAUGAAAGAGAUCAAUGAUCUGCGUCAGGAGCUGCGCACUGUUCGUAUGCAGCUGCACAACUACGAGAGUCAAAGCAGCUUUAACAAAACCAACAAGAGCUCCGCUAACAUGAGAGGUGCAGCUUCCGCGGGGAGGAACGGCUUGAUGACGCAGCAGAGUUUAGAAGAAGCAGAGAAGAUCAUUCAGUUCCAGAGGCUGGAGAUGCAGAGGCUCAAGGAGGAGAAUAACAGCCAGACGCCCUCAUCCAGAACCAAACUACCACCACUCACCAACUGAAUACACUUCUUGUGCUUCAUGCACGAAUAAAGUGUCAAAUAGAAGUCAUAAUGGGUGAUUCCAGAUACUAACAAAUUGAGUCAAAUUGCAAAUUACACAGAAUACAGGGCAAUUUCUAACUGAUUAGGCAUUUAUAUCAAAAGAACAGAAAGUAAAGCAAUUUAAAAACGCAAAGAAAUUCAUUUGUAAAACCAUGGUACACUUACUCCUACAUUUUAUCUAAGAAAACACUUUUUUUUAAUAUAUAAUUGUAGCUCAUUAAGCAGUACAUUGAGUUUUUUAUAUCCUAAUGCAUAUUUGUCAGUUUCCAGAUAUAACUGUCCAAACUAAAUUGAGCUUUUGGAGCUCAGAAGUCUAUAUUUUUCUGUGAUGACCGAUGCUUUGCUGCCCUCUUGUGUUUCGGCCUGGAUAAUUUUAAGACGGAAAAUUAAUAAGCAGACGUGAUGAAAUUACAAACUUUUAGAAGUUAAGAGUUUUAGUUUAGUAUUUGCAUACUGAAUAGCCUGCUGAAUCCAUAUUACAUGGUUCUGUGUGUAAUGGCGUGAUGAUGGAUGGACUGAGCUGCAGAUACCGUUCAGUUAAAUGUUCCUGAACGUUCUACUACUACAUAACAUCAUAAACUGGAGCACAGCGCUGUAGUCUACUUAUUGCACGCGACCUGGACCAACGAUGUAUCCGUCUUCCAUAGCAAGUAAAAGUAUGUAUAUACAUACAAUUAUGUUGAAAUGAAUGCCCCAAUCUAUUGUGGAUGACGCUUUUCUUCUACAUGCUGCUGUUUGAGAAAAAAACAAUAAAGUUAAUAAAGUUCAGUAACCUAGAUUCGUUAUAAUGUUAAAUAAAAUGCCUGAGAAAUUUGUAUUAGCACGUGUUAAGGUAAAAAAUCCGUAUGACUGUUUCUGGUCUGCUGUUAUGUCUGUGGGCGACUGUCUCCGCCUACAUGACACUGCGUUUGAGCUGCUGGACCACACUGAUGAAUGUGUUUCCAGACAUGUGACUGGAAACAAAUAAAAGGUAAUUGUUUAAGUUUGCCUGUACUGCAUGCUCCCAUUUUUAUGACAGUGUUGGUCGCAGCUAAGCAUAUACUGUAUCCGUGUGGAAAACUCCAGCAUAUUGGAGCUGGUCAUGUGCUGAUCCUAUGCUGGUCUUCAACAAUUAGUUCCUGAUCAGGGCCAACCUAGGACCAGCACGUGACCAGCUCAAACCAUGCUUCAAAACCUACUUAACCAGCAUAUGCGGUUUUUUCUGCCAGUCUUCGUAGGGAAAGAUCUAUAAAAAUGCAUAAAUAUAUAAAAAACUUAUAUUGUCUGUGUUCCAUGUUUUUCCUGACUCUUUAAAUGCCACUGUUUGAGCUACUACAGUGGUAAAUGUGGGUCUCAACAAACGGUAAGUUCAGUAUCCCAGUGUUACAAUAAAAUCAUGUGUUUAAUUUUAGUACAUCAGAAAAUAAUUGUGUUUCUGAUACUGGUCUUUUGUGUUUCUUUGCAUGCUGGACUCUCUUCAUCUAUUCAACUGAGUGAACCACAAUGUGGAAAUGUGGCAGGAGUUAUGGAUAUCUUUUAACCA
Molecule: messenger RNA, 5243 nt
Organism: Puntigrus tetrazona (Sumatra barb)
Lineage: Eukaryota; Metazoa; Chordata; Actinopteri; Cypriniformes; Cyprinidae
Product: cilia- and flagella-associated protein 57-like
Molecular function (GO): protein binding
Source: RefSeq, a predicted model, not a curated record